UAUUUUUCUUGUAUUUACAGCUUUUCUCUUGUGCGAGACUUGGCGAUUUGGAAGUUUUCCACUGCUGCCUGCUGCGAUUCUCACCUCUGCAUCACCACAUCAUCUCAGACCUCUUUAUCCUACAGACACAUAUUUUAUCUACAUAUUCAGACAAGUUCUUUUGCACAUAGUAACAUUCAGUUACACGCACGCACACACACACACACACACACAUUUAAAUAACCGCCUUUCCCCCCCCAGGUGUCUUCUUUUUUUCUACUGUGGUCUUACAGGAUGCCCCGUAGGGGACGGCGCUCCGAGGCGGCCAAGGUGAGAUGGAGGAAGCUGGAGAGUGUGCCGGUCGUCGCCGAGCCUGGGACACCACCGCUCGCACCCAGCGCUUGGAACCCGACUCGGUCUCCGCCGACGAAGACGUCCCGACUGCUGGAGGGUGGCCUGCCCUACCAGAUGUCGCCCGUGGUUCGUCAGGACGAGGAGCCCCGUGGGCAGUCGACUUCUCCGGAGUCGCGUCGUGGGACGGGGCGUCGCCAUCGCGUGGAGACGUGGCCAGCUUCCCGGGUGACCAGACGGAGCUGCAAGUUGGUUCUGCCUACUGCCGAGGCUCUGGAGAAGAAGUUUGCUCUUUUGGUUGGUGAUUCCCAUCUGCGUGCUAUUGUGGAUGGGUAUUCUACCAUGCCAAAGGGCGACUUCUCCUUAGGGAUGCUUGCAUCUCCCGGAGCUUCUGCGGAAGAGUUGCGGCUUGAGGUGCUGGAUGCAGUUCUGCCUCGGCCCCCCGAGGUGAUCUGUCUUCUGGCCCCAAGUAACAACUUGACCGCCAGCAGGACCUUCGUGGAGGCCGGAGCGGCGUUUGACGCUUUGUUGCGUACCGUCUGCAACCUCUCUGCUAAUGUGGUCGUUGUGGACUUUCCCCCACGCCUUGGCGUGAAGGAAAGUGUGCAACAGCUGCUGCGGCAGGAGUUUCAACGUGUGGCUGCUCAGAGAGGUGUUCGGUACUUGCCUGUCACUGAACACUUCCCGUUGAGCAGCCUAGCCUUGUGGAGCAGGGACGGCGUUCAUCUGAGCGAUCGUCCUGGGAUGGAGGUCCUUUCUCAGUUGCUUGAGGCGGCGGUCUCUUCGCAACUUGAGUUAAGUGCACCGAAAUCUCCAGCUCCUGUGAUGUUGGCUCCUCCCCCCCCUGGGACGGCAUCCCCCCCCGCGGUGAGACGUCCCCUGCCCCGGCUGGUUGUGGUUGGCGAGGUCGCUGCUCCGCGUCGUUUGGACCCCUUCGCCUGGACUGUGGUUGGUGGCCGUAAGGUACUGGAUACAUGUUUAGUUGAUUUAAGCAAAAUCUUGCAUAUUUAAUUCUUUAAGAAUCCAUGAAUGUGUAUAUUUGACUUUUUAACGUGUCUGUUUUGUGUCUGCCUCCCUGAGUGUCCAUUUCAACUUUUCUUUAAAGUGCAGAUUAUAAACAACAUACAAGUUUCUUUAAUUGUCUUGAGGGCAAGUAAAAGUGGA
This is a messenger RNA of Gambusia affinis (western mosquitofish), 1494 nucleotides long. RefSeq lists its product as uncharacterized. The record is from RefSeq and is a predicted model, not a curated record. The coding region runs from base 274 to 1341 and encodes 355 amino acids. The transcript has 9 exons. NCBI's taxonomy places the organism in Eukaryota, Metazoa, Chordata, Actinopteri, Cyprinodontiformes, Poeciliidae.